GAGGAGGAGCAUUCGCAGGAGGCUGAAACACGACCCCCGGUGUCGUCACACAAAGCGAACUCAGCUGACAGCCAUUUUCAGACCGCCUCCUCCUCCUGCUGCUCCUGGUCACCGGUCGAGCGAGAGACAUCGAUCCCGGUCAAUCUAAGGAAGGAGUCGGCCCUCCGGUCACAGCGGAGUUGGCAUCGCGUGUCCACCACCCAUCAUCCACCUUCUCCAGCGCCGUCGGAAGUUGCGGAGGAGACACGAGGCUGUGGGGGGCGGCCCGGGUGGUGGUGGUUUGGUGGUCGAUCUCCAAGAGAAGGAGGCCGGGGGGGGGUGGAAGGAGACUCAGCGGCUCGGAGAGAAGAGGACUUGAGGUGACCCCUGGAGAGAGGAUUUGGAAGAGACUCGGGCCGAUGGCGUCCCCACGGGGACCAGGAUCGUCCUCUCAGAAGGCACUCCUGCGGGAGCUCAAGGGUGUCCAGCAGGACGAGCCAAUGGAGGGCUUUGCCAUCACCCUGGUGGACGAGGCGGACCUCUAUGUUUGGGAGGUCGCGAUAUUCGGGCCGCCAAACACCCUCUACGAGGGCGGAUACUUUAAGGCCCAGAUGAAGUUCCCCAAAGACUACCCCUACUCUCCGCCAACGUUCAGAUUUCUGACGAAAAUGUGGCACCCCAACAUCUAUGAGAACGGCGACGUGUGUAUAUCCAUCCUCCACCCGCCUGUUGAUGAUCCGCAGAGCGGAGAGCUCGCUUCGGAGAGAUGGAAUCCCACGCAGAGCGUCCGGACGAUCCUCCUGAGCGUGAUUUCACUUCUCAACGAGCCCAACACCUACUCGCCGGCCAACGUGGACGCUUCCGUCAUGUACAGGAAGUGGAGGGACAGCAAGGGCCGGGACAAGGAGUACGCCGAUAUCAUCAAGAAGCAGGUGGUGGCGACCAAGGCGGAGGCCGAGAAGGACGGCGUCAAAGUGCCCACCACCCUCGCCGAGUACUGCGUCAAGACCAAGCUGCCCGCCAAGGAGAGCGGCUGUGACAUGCUGCUCGACGAGCUGUACGACGACGACGACGACGACGACCUGGACGACGACGAAGAUGACGAGGGCCUCGCCGGGGAGUACUGCGACGACGGAGAGGACGACUCGGGCAACGAGUCCUGAAGCCGGCCGCUCCCGCACCAUCCCCUUUCCUCUGUCCCCACGCCAUCCCCUCUUCUCUACCACCUCCCCCAUCCCCCUUCCUGUCUCUUCCUGCUCAGCUCCUCUCUCGCCUCUAUUCUUCUCUGCUUUCUCCUCCUUACCCGCUCACUCUCACCUCUGUCUCUCGCCUCUCUCCCGCCUUUCUCACCGCUGCUCUUUCAUCAUCCUCUCGCACGUUUCGAUUUCUCUCAUUUCUACCCCGCCCCCUCUCCAGUCGUAGCAUUUUCCGCUUCCACUUUUUUCUCCUCUCCCUUCACUUCCCCCCCCCCGCAAGACUUGGCCAAGGACGUCGCCUAUCCACUUCGGCCGUCGAGAGAGAGAAAGAGACAAAGCUUUUGUUUUUCAAAUAAGUUAAUGUCAAGUUGCUAGAGCGGGUAAAUGAGUGACGGUGCAACCACGCGCGCAUCCCCACGCCCGUGAGCGACCGAGCGAGCUAAGCCGGCCAAUGGAUCUGGCAGACGAGUGCCCGACGGCUCGACGGUCGGUGACCCUGCGUGACCUCCGGGCGACGUUUGGUUUUGUUUACGGUGGCGGGCACGCGGGCUCUUGGCGUCGACGGCAGCCGCCCACCACCUCGCCCGCGCACCCCAAACUGAUUUGUUUUUCUCGAGUGGCUUCAACGAGCAGACAGAACCUUAUGCAACUUCUCACGGCCCCAGCCGCCGCCACCUGUGUAGCCUUUACCCCGGCCGCUCCCACCUGUACCGACAUCGCCUUCCCGAAGAAAAUAAAAGUAAAACACAAGUGCUGCGCAGGGGUUCGAAGCACACGCGUGCAUGCAUACGUGCACAAAGGCCUUUCGAAGGGGAACUGAAGCUCAUAUUUAUUGAAUGUCCCUGCCCUUACGCCGAUGUUUUUAAGUGAACGGCUGUUUCUCCUUUAGUUCAGUUUCUUUAAAGCUGUGGUUUUCCGCUGCUGCGGCGGGGGUGAUUGCAUUUGCCCCCGAAUGUGAGGAAUUUGACGGCAACAUUGAAAUUAACACAAUAUUGCAUCUUCUUUAAAAUACUUUUCUAAAGCUUCCGUUCCCCUUCCCUUCUUAGAGUCAUGCGCGCCAAGUAGGAUUUGAGUCAUUUUCCGUAGUUUACUGGCGACAUGCGGAAUGUGUUUUUUUAUUAUCAGGUCCCUUCUCUGGUUUCCAGCUCUUAAGUUUUACGCAAAAAAAAAGUUGCUUGGCACUACCGACCGGCAAACAGGGGGCACACAUUGGACCAUCUCCACCGGGUUAAAAAUAACGUCACUGUUCAAAUAGAACUUAAUUGGUGUUCCCACAUGGGCUGACACACGAGUAGACAUUAUCACAGUCGUAGUCAUUACGCUGUUACCCAACGGCGAUUGCCCAACACGUUGGCAUAUACAGGGACUCUUACGAACGAGUUAGGUUCCGAAAGUCCAACUUAACUCCUGUCAAUUCCAAACGUGCUGUUAUGGCAUGUACACUAAACACGGGGAAUGGCUUUAAAAGUUGUAUCAUCUCCUGUAGAUGUCACUGGUUCUUCAUGUUCUGUCCACAGACGUAGAUGCCACCACCGCCGUCUAUUGCGCGGCAGUUGAAUUUGCGAAUCUCGGUCGGAACAGGCAAUUGGCGAUAAGGACAGGUUUGUUCGUAUCUCUUAAAGUUCGUAAGUCGAAUAUUCGUAAGUAAAUGAGUCCCCGUAUGUGUUCACCCGUGACGCAGUGUUGCAUUCGCGCCUGCGGUUGUAACAUAAAGCGAAGGGUGAUAUUUUAUUCUGCAACGACAUGGUAGAAAAUGAAUAGCGACAGCGCCAAUCACAGCGACGAGCGACUCGCAUCUCGUCUCCUCUCAAAACACGUUUUUGAAAGGGGGCACCCCCAGUGGCAGCUGUCCGUGUGUGUGCGGCACAAGGUGACUCAGCGCCUGACCUGCAAGCGGGAGCUGGCCUGCCAGUCGGGGCGCGGUGAUUUCUGCCGUGUGUCAACUCAAUCGAGUAACUUAUCCUCGUAUCGCCCCGGUUUUUGCCCGAUAUUUCACCUGCUGCGUGCAACGCGCAGAGUUGGCGAGGUGUAUAAUUGUUCGCGAUACGAUCUCAAAUGUCACGAUAUGACUAUCGCGAUAUCAGUUUUUCUUCGCAAUUAUAGUUCACGUUAUUUACAUCAACAUUUUGCGCUUUGAUGUACUGAAAAGUACUAACGCUUCGAAGUUCAAUCCUCGCUACUGCAAUUUGCUCAACAUAAGCCACAAGUUUUUCUAUUCGAUUCAACUUUACGAAUCUGUAAGGCUUACCGCGUAUAACACGACCACCGUGCUGGCAAUUUACCCAAAAGACAUUUCACAAAACGGCAAUUAAAAUGUAUAACGUAAAAAAAUAUACUUUAUUACUACUUUUGUGAAUUAUAAUUAAUCCGUAAAACAUUUUAAAUGAGGAAAUAAAUAUAUAUUCUUUAAAUAAAAUGAGCAAUGAUAAAAUAUGUUAAGGGGAUAUUGCGCAGAGCAGACGAUGGUGAUUUUCUUGGGUCGCAUUUUUAAGAAAUCGCUCAACUAGAGAUGACACGUAGCAACAUCGCACCACGACUGCGAAAACUUGGCUCCUGAAAAAGUCUCGGCACUCGGCGAGGCUUUCCCGGCUCAACGAGCAGAAUCGUUAAGAAUAAAUAAAUAGCGUACGAUUUAUCCUGGCAGCCACGAUCGCUGCAACUUUAGGAACGGGUAAAAAAUCUCAAACCGGCCCUCACGUGAUCAAAGGGGAUUCAUUUGUAAACGUUAAAAGUUAUUACGACCUUGGCGCAGAGUCGGGUGCACAUGAAGGGUUUUUGUGUGUUGAUCUUGACGCCUCGCCCCCUACCCAGCCAACCGACGAAACGGUCCAAUGUGUCCUCUUGUCCCGGCCCUGUGCAUAUCUUGCUCCCUUGCCUGCCCCCCCCCCCCCUUCAUAAAUAAAUAAAGUGGACUCUCACUGAACCACAAGAUGCACCGCGGGCCAACGCAACGGCGUAAAUCUUAACGCGAGCAACAUGCACACUUUGGUCAGCGUUUCUGCAGCGUCCUCCGUGUGUACUCCGUGUGUGUGUAUAUAAAUAUAGAGUAUAGAAUUGUACAAAAAUUAUACCGUACUUUGAAACUGGAACUUUUAUUAGUGUGGGUGUGUGUGCCCCCCACCCUCCCCCCCCUUGGGAGCAGUAUCUGGCGUCUUGGAACAUGAGGCAGCGUGCACUGCUGGAAGCAUGUUCUCCCCCCCCCCCCCCUGGGUCGUACGCGCCCUGCUACAAGCAGCAAGGAGGCAGGGAGAAAGUCCCUUCGAGAGGAGGAGAGGGGGUGUUUCGUUCUGGCCUGCUGCCACCAUCGCGUUUAGUGUCCAUUUGGAACUCUCCCAGGCCGAUGCACCACCCCGUGUGUUGCAUAUCCCUCCAUGGGGGUCGUUGUUGACCUUCUGAGAUCACGUUCAAGCGAUAAUUAUUUUGGAAUCACGAGAAGGAAUUUCAAUAUUUUAACUUGCCCUGCUGCAAGACAGUCGGUGAUAUGCUUUCCCUAGCUGGAAUUUCACCAAAAUUAAGUAAACAACCAAAUUUAACGCGUGAUGGCUUUUGUGUGUGUGUGUGAAAUCAAUGGUGAUUGGGCUGAGAUCAUCAACACUUCUUGAGAAGCAGGUUUCCUGCAAGCUGAAUUGGAAAACCGGGCUCUCGGUGUUGUCAGCUCGAAUCUUUUGACCCCCGACCACCACAGCCACCUCCCAAGUGGCGGAUGCAGGUUUUACACAAAUCUAACCAAGGACACAUGGAAGCUGGUCAAUUUUGGGAAUGUGAGUAACCGAAUGAGGUGAUGCUGCUUUAUCAGAUGCCUAAAAUGAGGCCAAGGUUUAAAACCCCUUGGCUUUCUCUUUUUUUGAGGGAGGGGGCUCAAGCACGCGUUCGGCAUGUCCCGACAUUCAAGCUCCACGCGUUGUGGAAAAAAAUCUCCUGGCACGUGGAGCGAAACGUCAGACGUUGCAGUCCGACGUGAAAACGCAAGUGGAGGGCCUUCUCUAGAACCAGGCCUUCCACGGUGCGAAAUCUGGUGGGGCAGCCAGCGUUUGAAACUGCGGUGUUCUGCAAAGGGAACAUGCUUCCGGACAUUUUACUGCUGGACAUGUGCGGGGAAAAAAAGAUUCAUUGCUCAUCGGAUUUCUGUAGGAUAAAGAUUCUGAUUCGUGCAGCUCUCGAUCUCUCUUCACGUGUGUUCUGAGGCCUUUGGGGAAGGACGGCUUCCUGUCCCAUCAGGGUGGCGUGGUGCUGUCUGCCCACCAGUGCUGGAGUUUGUUGACCUUUUCCUGGUCUCAAAAGCCAAGGGCCCUCCACUCAUUGCAUUUGCCUUCUUAAUGACGCCAGUCGAAACUAUGACCAACCUCUCCCACCCACCCACCCACCCUAUUUGUUUUUGAGUUCAACUUAAUUUUAUUUUUUCCCCUCCUGUUUAGCAAAGUUAUGUAUAUUAAAAUAAUAGUAAUUAAAUAAAAUAUGCUGAUGUAAAGGUG
Lethenteron reissneri (Far Eastern brook lamprey) is the source of this 5647-nucleotide messenger RNA. RefSeq names its product ubiquitin-conjugating enzyme E2 R2-like. The record is from RefSeq and is a predicted model, not a curated record. Lineage: Eukaryota; Metazoa; Chordata; Hyperoartia; Petromyzontiformes; Petromyzontidae.